ACGUCCGUCCCCCCCCGCCGGCCGCCAUGUUGCGGGCGCUGAGGCGCUGCCGGCCGGGGGCGAUCGUGGCGGCCGCGCUCGGCCCCGGCGCCGGCUCCGGGCCCGGCCUCGCGUGGGGCCCGCGGCUGGUGCCGGCCCGGGGCCGCAAGACGCGGCACGACCCCCCCGCCAAGGCCAAGGCGGCCCGCCUCAAGCUGCCGCCGCCCGUCGACCCCGCCGAGCUCGCCGUGGUCACCGAGCGGUACCGGCAGCACCGCGCCGUGCUCGGGGCCCUCCGCUGCGUCUUCAGGGCCGAGGUGCUGCAGCGGAAGCGCGAGGAGCGGCUGCAGCUGGAGGGCUCGGCGGCGCUGCGGGAGGAGCACCGGCUGCUGAUGGCCUGGAACGAGGCCGAGAACGCGCGGCAGCGGGCGCGCAGAGAGGAAAGAAUUAGGAAGGCAGCGGAGGAGCGGCAGAGGCAGAGGCUGCAGGCUGCGGAGAACAAGGCCAGGCAGGCGGCGGCCUCCCUGCAGGAGAAGGAGAGCGCCGUGCUCCGCCUGCAGGAGGAAGCCAAAUCGUUCCUCACCCCCGAGAACCUGGAGGCGCGCAUCGAGGAGUGCCUGGACAACCCGCGCAGCUACAACUUCGCCGUCGACAAGGAGGGCCGCGUCGUCAGGCGCACCGCGCCGCCCUAGCGGGACGGGGCCCGGCGGCUUCUCCCCUGCGGUGCCCGAAGCAGGCACGGGCUUGUCGGACGGGCGGCUUCUGGGGAAGGGGGGGCGGGGGAAACGCUCGGGUGCGGCGGUGGAACCGCGUCGUUUCGAGGUGUCGAAGCGCUGGGGGUCGGGCCCAGCCCCGGCGGAGGGGAGGCGGCGGGUUUCCCUGCUCCCGUUGCCCCGAGGCUGCUCCGCAGCUUCGCCUCCCGCUGGCUUGGACCCUCCUCUUCUCGGAGCUCCUGGGGCCGAAGGGGAGCGAGGCAGAUCCCGAGGCGCAUCCCAAAGCCCCGGGCACCCCGAGGGCUGCGAUCCCGCCGGCUGCUUCCCGCAGCUGACCCCGGCCCGGUCCCCGGUCGCCUCUCCCGGGUCUGGCUCCCCCUUUCCCCUUCCCCUCUGGUUUCCUGCGCUCAGUUGGUCUCGAUUUACCCGUGGCGAAAGCCGCGCGCCUCCUGCAGGCGGGGUUGUGCCCGGGCCUUGCGCCGAGCUCGUUACCCCACCUGCCCGGCUGGGCGCUUCCACCUCGGUGGCACAAACCCCGGGUGCCAGCGGCCUCGCGCGGCGCUUGGGCCCCUCCGGAUGCUUCUCAAAGUAAACUUGGUCCGAGUGCUUUUGUCCGAAA
Messenger RNA from Cygnus atratus (black swan), 1311 nucleotides. RefSeq names its product mitochondrial ribosomal protein S26 (gene MRPS26). The record is from RefSeq and is a predicted model, not a curated record. The transcript is spliced from 4 exons. Gene Ontology annotation, cellular component: mitochondrial small ribosomal subunit. NCBI's taxonomy places the organism in Eukaryota, Metazoa, Chordata, Aves, Anseriformes, Anatidae. The coding region runs from base 27 to 671 and encodes 214 amino acids.